AUGGCACCAGGAACUAUGAAGUCCCCCAUGUGUCUGGUCGAAAAUAAGAACAAGCAGCUGAUGGUGAAUCCAGAAGCCAUCUGUAUUCUUAACAAUAUUUCUCAGCCUGUGGUUGUGGUGGCCAUUGUAGGGAUGUACCGCACAGGAAAAUCCUACCUGAUGAACUGCCUGGCUGGUCAGAACAAAGGCUUCCCUCUGGGAUGCACAGUUCAGUCUGAAACCAAGGGCAUCUGGAUGUGGUGUAUGCCUCACCCAACAAAGUCAAGUCACACCCUGAUCCUUCUAGACACUGAGGGUCUUGGGGAUGUAGAAAAGGGUGACCCUAGGAAUGAUGACUGGAUCUUCGCCCUGGCUGUGCUUCUGAGCAGCACUUUAGUCUAUAACAGCAUGAGCACCAUCAACAACGAUGCCCUGGAGAAGCUGCAGUAUCCUUCAAAGAUCCAAUGUCCUAUUUUCUACUGA
Molecule: messenger RNA, 462 nt
Organism: Rattus rattus (black rat)
Lineage: Eukaryota; Metazoa; Chordata; Mammalia; Rodentia; Muridae
Product: guanylate-binding protein 6-like
Exons: 3
Coding region: 1-462 (153 amino acids)
Biological process (GO): defense response to protozoan; defense response to Gram-positive bacterium
Molecular function (GO): GTP binding; GTPase activity
Source: RefSeq, a predicted model, not a curated record